Striga asiatica is the source of this 381-nucleotide messenger RNA. The record is from the annotation of a GenBank genome assembly. Lineage: Eukaryota; Viridiplantae; Streptophyta; Magnoliopsida; Lamiales; Orobanchaceae.
AUGACCAAUAUGAGCUCGAACGCUUCGCAAUUCAGAAAGCUAAGCCCCUUCCUAGCCCUGGAUCUCGGGACUACUUGCCCAGUUAACAAGCAGCCCCACUUUGAGGCAUUUGUCCUUCCAGAACAACAUUUUUUGCAGAAUCUUGAUUCGUUGCCGCAUGCACAUGCAGAUAUAUCAGAAUUGCUCCAUGAGCUAUUGCCUCACCAACUAGCUAAUCAAACGCAAGCCCCUCCUCGGGCGGAUUCCUCCUUUUGCUCCUCAGCCUACGGGGUAUUAGCAGCCGUUUCCAGCUGUUGUUCCCCUCCCAAGGGCAGGGUCUUACGCAUUACUCACCCGUCCGCCACUGGAAACACCACUUCCCGUCCGACUUGCAUGUGUUAA